UACCACUAAUUGUACCUAUUCUUAAUAUUUUCAUAACUGUUUUAUUUUAAUUUGAGAACAUUACUUAAAAUUAAAAAUAAUAAAUGAAGUCAGUUCUUAUAAAAACAAUUUAAUUCCUCUGUGUUAUCUUCAUGGCCUCACACUUGCACCUACGAUAACCCUAAAUGUAAAAAUAUUUAUUUUCUGGGUAUGUAUGUUUUAUCCUGCUUAAUUAUGUUGAUAUGAAAUAACCUUGACCAAAAGACACGGUCUAAGAAAAGAUCUCAAGUAUUAUUUGUUCUACGAGGAAUACUCUGAGGAAUCAUUUUGAUCGUCGAAACACUUCGGUUAUUUCAUUCAACCUAGAAACACUGUGUUCAUCUAUAGUGCCUUGCCAGAGAUAUUUUUCGCCACGUACUAUCCGGCUGUGGAGUAAACUGCGAUGUUUUCAUAGUGCUAACAACUUCCUAUUUUACGAGGUUUUAGUAGAGCCCUCAGCGGUAGUCAACGUCUUGCCUCUGCCCCUCGCUCAUUACUGAUGUCCAUGUACAGAAUACUGACCGUCAGAUAGGCCGUAGGUCCGUUUGCCUACAAAUACAAUAAAAACCUUUACAUUAUUAUUGCUUAAAAUCUAUUUCGAAAUUAAAAAUGCAUUUUUGAAUAUUCUUUAAAUCUAUUACUCGACUGGCUACCUUUAAGGGCCUUUUUCCGUCAAUGUAAUCACGUGAUUCAAUUUUAUGAAAUACGUAAGUUGGUUGUAGUCUGUCGCGUCUACAAACAUUUAUUGAUGUUAAGUUACAACAAAGUUUCGUGGUUCAACAACAACAGGAUAUCCGAUAGUUGAACGUUUAUCUUGUUAUCAAAUUCAGUAGUAUAAAUGGGUCAUUUGAUAUCCCUGGUGGGGCGCACCUAAUCGUACGUAAUUAUCUGUAAUUGAGCUCACAAACGCUAAUUGACUACAAACAUUUGAUAUGACGAGCGGUGUGUGUGUGUGUUUUUCGUGAAUUUGAUUCGCUGUCGUCUGCAUUAAGCUCUGUGCAAAUAUUUCGGCACAUUUCUGUUACGAAACAAACUGCCCAUGAGCCACUUUGAAGGAUGGCAAAAUACAUUUGAAGAUUGCUCAAAGACGUUAAUCAAAAAGCGAUUGUAAUGCUGCAUCGAUAGGUGAUGAAGAUGAUGUCGUGGGGUGAUGCAUUAUGGCUCGGCUUGACGGCGAGAUUUGCGAGGGUGGGGCGGCUGCGACGAGCCGUGCUCAUGCUGGCCGCGGCCGCCUGCACCGCUGCUGCUGUACUCUACUGGAAACAGCAGACUGACGACAGCGCCAACAGACCGCUUCACUCCAUGUAUUCGGGCAUCGAACCUCAGUGGUCUUGGUUAUGUCAACACGACCGAUGCGAGAGGUAUCAAGCAUCGGAUACGACGACGCUACAGUCGCUGCAGACUUGCAACAUGCUGUGCGCCUCCACCCAGCUCUGGCCACAGCCGACGGGGCCUGUCAGCCUCGCAUCGGCGGCUGUGCCCGUCAGAUCGGACCGCUUCUCCCUCAAAGUUGUAGCGUCACCAUCACGCGACGUCACCAAACACUUAAACGAAGCGUUUAUCGUGAUGCAAAAUCACAUGCGAACUUUAGAACAUGGCGUGGUCGGUGAAAACCGUCGAUCUGACAUAGGACCCCCGCGGGACGUACUGGUGAAGGUAUCCGUGAACGGGUCCGGCGACCCUCGCAUGCGGCUCGACACGAACGAAAGCUACAAACUCGCCUUACGGCCCUCCGGCAAUUCCCUCGUCGUAGACAUCACAGCGCAUUCGUUCUGCGGAGCGAGACACGGCCUCGAAACACUUUUGCAGGUCACCUGGCUGGAUCCGUACGCCGGAUCGCUACUCAUACUAGAAGCGGCAACUGUAGUUGAUGCUCCUCGUUUUCCUUACCGUGGCCUGCUUCUGGAUACGGCUCGUAAUUUUUUCCCCGUCAGUGAGCUUCUCCGCACCAUAGACGCGAUGGCCGCGAACAAACUAAACACGUUCCACUGGCACGUGAGCGAUUCACAAUCGUUUCCGUGGAAGUUAGACAGCGCACCCCAACUGGCGCAGCACGGCGCCUACGGACCGGGCGCAGUAUACACGUCCGACGACGUGAGAACAAUUGUUAAAUACGCACGCAUCAGAGGAAUCAGGGUGCUGAUGGAAAUAGACACACCGGCGCACGUCGGUCGAGCUUUCGGGUGGGGUCCGGAGGCUGGCCUCGGCCACUUAGCGCACUGCAUAGAGGCGGAACCCUGGAGUUCCUACUGCGGAGAACCUCCGUGCGGCCAACUGAAUCCUCGCAACCCUCACAUAUACGAUUUACUAGAACACGUCUACAGGGAGAUCAUUCAAUUAACUGGGGUCGACGACAUCUUCCACCUUGGUGGCGAUGAGGUGUCGGAGCAGUGCUGGGCUAAGCACUUCAAUGAUACGGAUCCGAUGGAUCUUUGGAUGGAAUUCACGCGACAAGCCAUGCACGUUCUCGAACGCGCGAAUGGGGGUAAAGCGCCAGAGCUCACUCUGCUUUGGUCAUCGCGAUUGACGCGCUCCCCGUACCUCGAACGCCUCGACCCAAAACGCUUUGGCGUACAAGUGUGGGGCGCGUCACAGUGGCCCGAGUCGCGUGCGGUUUUGGACGCCGGCUUCCGAUCGGUGAUCUCGCACGUGGACGCCUGGUACCUCGACUGCGGGUUCGGGUCGUGGCGCGACAGCUCGGACGGGCACUGCGGGCCGUACCGGUCGUGGCAGCAGGUGUACGAGCACCGACCGUGGGCGACGGAAACGCCCGAGAGCGCGGCAUGGCCGGUGGAGGGUGGCGCGGCGUGCCAGUGGACGGAGCAGUUGGGUCCGGGCGGGUUGGACGCGCGCGUGUGGCCCCGGACGGCGGCUCUGGCGGAGCGGCUGUGGGCGGACCGUGCCGAGGGCGCCACGGCGGACGUGUACUUGCGGCUCGACACGCAGCGCGCGCGGCUGGUGGCGCGGGGGGUGCGGGCGGCGCCGCUGUGGCCGCGCUGGUGCUCCCACAACCCGCACGCGUGCCUCUAGUGCGGCCCCUCUCCACUACAACGGUACAAUCACAAACUAGAUAAGAAAUCGCCUUUUCGCAUUAAAAUUAUACAAUUUCCAAAAAUAUUCGAAAUUAAAUUCAAAUACGAAAUCAUUUGGUAUCGCCAGUAUUUUUCUCAUAGAUACUG
Molecule: messenger RNA, 3197 nt
Organism: Bombyx mandarina (wild silkworm)
Lineage: Eukaryota; Metazoa; Arthropoda; Insecta; Lepidoptera; Bombycidae
Gene: FDL
Product: fused lobes
Biological process (GO): carbohydrate metabolic process; glycosaminoglycan metabolic process; protein deglycosylation
Cellular component (GO): plasma membrane
Molecular function (GO): beta-N-acetylglucosaminidase activity
Source: RefSeq, a predicted model, not a curated record